Lytechinus pictus (painted urchin) is the source of this 3662-nucleotide messenger RNA. RefSeq names its product asparagine synthetase [glutamine-hydrolyzing]-like. The coding region runs from base 44 to 1744 and encodes 566 amino acids. Gene Ontology annotation, molecular function: asparagine synthase (glutamine-hydrolyzing) activity. The transcript has 10 exons. Lineage: Eukaryota; Metazoa; Echinodermata; Echinoidea; Temnopleuroida; Toxopneustidae. Gene Ontology annotation, cellular component: cytosol. The record is from RefSeq and is a predicted model, not a curated record.
UAUUAAUUUUUAUUUUCAUUUCAGGUCGAACAGUGAAUUUAAGAUGUGUGGUAUUUGGGCAUUGUUUGGGAGUGAUGUGGAUGUCCACAGACAUCUAGGGAGUGCACUAAAGAUUGAACAUCGUGGUCCUGAUUCGUUUCGGGUUGAGAGCAUCCCAAAGUUUAACAACUGCUGUCUGUGUUUUCAUCGUCUGGCCAUCGUUGGUAACAUUUUUGGGAUGCAGCCGCUCCGCAUCAAUGGAUUCCCUCAUCUCACAUUGCUCUAUAAUGGAGAGAUCUACAACUAUCGUAAGCUGAGUGAGGUGUAUGGUUUCCCAAUGCAAAGCAGUGUUGAUGGUGAGAUUCUUCUACAUCUAUAUAUCAGAGGAGGAAUAGAGUAUGCAGCUUCAAUGGCUGAUGGUGUCUUUGCUAUGUGCAUUGUUGAUACAGCCAACAGACAGGUACAUCUUGCCCGUGACACCUAUGGAGUGAGACCAAUAUUUUAUCUUGUCAACGAGGAUGGAUUCAUGGCUUUGAGCUCAGAGGCUAAGGGUCUCCUUGGUUUAUUACAUGGCUGUGAUGACCGUGAUGUCACAAUCAGACCCUUCCCUCCUGGCCAUAUCCAGAGCUUCAAUCUCCUUCCUAGUGGUAAGGUAUCUCCAUUAGAACUCAAGCUAUUCCAUUCCUUUGAGGAAACUCCAAAAUGGGCAUCAGUAGAGGGCAGCCUUCAACCAUCAGAUGAGGACAUCCAUGCUAACAUCCGUGCUUUAUUCACUGAAGCAGUAAAAAAGCGAAUGAUGAGUUCACGUCGUAUUGGAUGCAUGUUGUCAGGUGGUUUGGAUUCUAGCUUAGUAUCAUCCCUUGUUAUGAAGCAGAUGGUUGCAGCAGGAAUGGAGUAUCCACUUCAAACAUUCUCAAUUGGAAUGGAAGGCAGUCCUGAUAUUGUUGCAGCCAGAAAGGUUGCUACUCACAUCGGCAGUGAACAUCAUGAGAUAUCAUUCACUCCUGAAGAAGGUAUUGAAGCAGUUGAACAUGUGAUAAAAGCUAUUGAGAGUUAUGAUAUCACCACCAUCAGAGCUUCAGUUGGCAUGUAUCUGGUAGCACGUUACAUCAGCAAAGAAACAGACACCAUUGUUGUCUUUUCUGGUGAGGGUUCUGAUGAGUUAGCCCAGGGAUACAUCUAUUUUCACAAGCAACCUGAUGCAUCUGCUGGUGAUGAUGAGAGUAGGAGGUUGUUAAAGGAUCUAUAUCUGUAUGAUGUACUGCGGGCAGACAGGACCACCGCAGCUCAUGGCCUUGAGCUGCGAUGUCCAUUCCUUGAUCACCAUUUCACCUCCUACUUCCUGUCCUUGCCAAAAGAAAAACGAUGCCCAAAGAAUGGAAUUGAGAAGUACCUAUUCCGCAAAGCAUUUGAUGACACUGAUCUCUUACCAUCAGAGAUCUUAUGGAGACCUAAAGAAGCUUUCAGUGAUGGAGUAUCAUCCAUUCAGAAGUCAUGGUAUGAGGUCCUACAAGAACACAUUGAAACCCAGGUAACUAGCAGUCAACUAGAGGAUUCUCCAAAGCGCUUUCCUUUCAACCCUCCCCGCUCCAAGGAAGCAUAUUACUACAGACAGGUGUUUGAGAAAUACUAUCCUGGACGAUCUGAUUGGAUUCCUUAUAUCUGGAUGCCAAAAUGGACUGGUGCAACUGACCCUUCUGCUAGAACCCUGAAACAUUAUAAAGAAUCAGAAGUCAGUGACAAAGAACCAUUGGAAGCACAGUAGAUGGGCCAGGUAACACUCUGUUUGACUUAGUAGACUUACAUGGGCUAUAUGCCUCAGUCUAAUCUGUUGUAAAUCUGCUCGACUCAGUAGACUUACAUGGGCUAGUCUAAUCUGUUGUAAAUCUGCUCGGCACAGUAGACUUACAAGAGGUAUAUACAGUGCAUCCAAAAAAAAAACUAUACACUUUUGAGAUGGCUGCCAAAUCAAAAAUAUAUCACUUUCGAGGAAACACUUAUACCCUAUGUUUCAGUGGGCAGUGCUCGCUCAAGCAUGAAUAGUUUUCCAACUUUUUGGUGUCAUUUGAAAGAAGAAUUUAUUGGCUUUCCAUAUAUACAAGUCUUUCCCCCAAAAGUGAUAUAUUUUUUUAUUUGGCAGCCAUUUCAAAAGUGUUAAGUUUUUUGGGGGAGACGCACUGUAUAGCAUAUGCCUCAAUUUAAUUUUUAGAAAAUUUGUUUGAAUCAGUAGACUUACAAGGGGUAUGUAUUGCAUAUGCCUCAGUCUUUAUCUUUAGUAAAUCUAUUGGGACUCAGUAAACUUACAAGAGGUAUAUAUAUAGCAUAUGCCUCAAUUUAAUCUUUAGAAAAUUUGUUUGAAUUAGUAGACUUACAAGGGGUAUGUAUUGCAUAUACCUCAGUCUAAUUUUUAGUAACUCUGUUUGACUUGGUAGAAAUUGGUCUUGCAAGAGGUUUAUAUGGCACAUUUUUCAUAAUCUGGGCUAAGAUUUAGGAAAUAAAAAGAAAUACAAAUAUCUGACUUGAAAUAUUAUACUUCAUGAACUGACCAUGUUUCUGGAAAGUCAUAAUCAAUAACUACAUGUAAAUGAUGGAACUCUCUUGUAAAGCAUGCUUUUACCCAAUAAAUUUCAUUAUUAUGUUGCAUAUUUUAAAAGCUAUCUGAGAUUAAUGCAUAGAGUAGGUGCAAUUUGAAUUCAAGCUUUACACUUUCAAUGUUUUUGUUUCUUUCCUGAUUUUCUUCUUUAUCUAUCAAAUAGAUAAUAUUGUAAUGAUUUUAGGGAUAAGAUUAUACUUUUGUAUCUUCUAGUUAUUUACAAAAAAAGUUAUUUAGUUUGGGUGAUUGUUACUUAAACACUUAAAAUGGAUGAGAAGGUUCAAAGAGGUUUAGUAACUUUUAGAGAGGAAAUUCCAAUUGAAAUUCAGAGUAAAUAAUGCAGGGAUUAGCUUUGAUAGAAAAAGUGAUUUUUUUUUUAGUAAUCCCAUGUUUAUGUUAUGCUGUUGUUCCAUAGGCAAAUUAUUUCAAUGAUCAUAUGAACCACCAAUUUUUCUUUUAAAGUGGAUCUUACCUAAUAGGUAUAAAAGUUAUAUGCAGGAAUGAGCUUUAAUAGAAAAAGUGAUUUUUGUUUUAGUAAUCCCAUGUUUUAUGUUAUGCUGUUGCUCCAUAGGCAAAUGAUUUAAAUGAUUAUAUGAUCCACCAAGUUUUCUUUUAAGGUGGUUCUUACCUUAUAGGUAUAAAAGUUAGUCAUAAAAGUCAUAAAUAAUUCCAAUGCAGUAUGAGAAAUAAUGAGUUGCCUUUUGAUGUGUAUGUGUGUGUGUGUGUGUAAAUACUUUCUAUAGGCAGGUGAAUCCAUGUGUAUGUGUGUGGAGCGUUGUGGCCCAGUGGAUUAGUCUUCUGACUUUGAAACAGAGGGUCGUGGGUUCGAAUCCCAGCCAUGGCGUAAUUUCCUUCAGCAAGAAAUUCGUCCGCAGUGUGCUGCACUCAACCCAGGUGAGGUGAAUGGGUACCUGGCAGGAAUUUAUUUCUUGAAAUGCCACCCCGCUGUAAAAGGCUGCGGGGCUAAAGCCAGGGUAAUAAUAUCCAAGUCCUUUGGAAGCGCAUAGGGACGUUAUGACAUAAUGUGAUAUGCGCUAUACAAGAACUGCGUUAUUAUUAUUAUUAUGUGUAUGUGUGUGUGUGUGUGUGU